Dendroctonus ponderosae (mountain pine beetle) is the source of this 844-nucleotide messenger RNA. RefSeq lists its product as uncharacterized. The record is from RefSeq and is a predicted model, not a curated record. NCBI's taxonomy places the organism in Eukaryota, Metazoa, Arthropoda, Insecta, Coleoptera, Curculionidae.
ACCGCGGGCAUCCUGCUGCAUCCAAGGAGUAGUCUGUGGCCUAGACUCAGUUACGAAAACUUUCCGUCACAGUCGUCUUUGUAGCGGGUCUAUAGUUUGUCGUAUUUUUUUCUGAAUCUUUGAUCGUUGAAUAAGUGCGAUUAGAAUUUAAAAAAAAAUUAACAGUGAAAAUAGGUAGCUUGACGGUAACAUAGAGAAUGCAUUUCACAUUUUCAAAACACGCCAUUCAAACGCUAAUUUGUAUUUACGAAAAGUACCCGGAGUGUUAUGACUCCAACCUCCCAGCAUAUAGAAAGAAACAUAUUAAACGAACUAAAAUGCAACAAAUUCAUGAUGAAUUUAAAGAGGUAUAUCCUGAAGCUACGCUGGAAGAUGUACAGAAAAAAAUUGCCAAUUUGAGAACUCAAUAUUUCAAUGAAUCGAAGAAAAGAAGGAAAUCAAUGUUGUCUGGCAAUGGGCAAGAUGAUAUCUAUAAACCUAGCUGGUGGUGCUUUGAUUUACUCACAUUUUUGGUUGUAAAUAAUGCAAGGGAAAACGGGGAAUCAAAUUUACCACCGCAGGAAGAGGAAAAAAUUUACGUGGACGAAAAAUCGUGGGAGGAAGAUAUUAAGAUCCAAAUGCUUAACAGUGACCCCCUUUCCCCAGUUCCGCUUUCGAGUUCCUCAAGCGCAGGAUGUAGUUUUCAAAACAUGGAAAGGGAACAGUCAAUAUAUGAUUCCAACUCUAUACCAGAACCAAGAGCUAUAAAGAAAUCACAUUCUUCAGAAAAUCUACUACCGGCAGCUACAGAAGCAGUAAAUGGGUCUCGGAAUACUUCAGUUGACCAGUUAGAGGCGUUUGGGAC